AUGGAGUCAAGCGAUAAUAAUAAUCGAUCAGUGGUCGACAAAAUAUCUCCCCCAAGCUCCCCGUCGCCCUCCCCUUUCAGAUCAACUAAUCACAACAAGUACUCAUCAUCAACUUCUUCUCCUUUACCCGUGCCAAACCUGUCUCCAAACAGAAAAAAAUUGGCCAGCAAAACAGUAUACGGAGACCGUUAUAUCCCUAACAGAAACUCCGUCGAUAUAUCAGCAGCAUUUUCCCUCAACCACCAUGUAUUCUCGUCUCCGUUAAAUGACACCAACCAGGACCCCGAAAGUGACUUGGAUUUGAAGAGAAAACAAGAAGCAAACCUUACAUUCUCAACCAUCUUGAAAGCAGAGUUAUUUGGUGACAAUGUGCCAAGCGCCACCCCGCCUUCUCGUAUCGGCAACAUUAACCGCCCAUACACCUCAUCAUCAUCGGCAUCGGUCCUCAACAAUCUUAACAGUGCUGGCAUAAUAAAUAAUGAACAAACUCCCCCAAGAGCCCAGAAUGAUAUCAAUACCAAUGUAAAUGACGUUGACAAUCUUGACUUCUUUGGGCCAGCCAUCAACAAUAAUGGCUCAAGUUCUCAUUCCCCAUCAAAUCAUCAAGCUAAUAGCCUGAACAAUUUUGACUUAAACCACGCCCUAAUAAAUGAUCUUUCGACGAGAAGAAGAAGAAGAAGAAGAAGCUCCCUAACACGAGAUAGUCCCGAGAAAGUCAUUGUCACUUCUCCCAAAUCAUCGUCAAAUUUAUUGACUUAUAAAUCACCAAGAAAAAUCAAAUCAACUUCUACCUUUAAUGCUGACGUUACCAACGAAAUAUAUUCCUUAUCCCCAGUCAGACCGGAUUCCCAACGGUUACUACUAUCACCUCAAAGGAAACCCAGACAAAUAUCAAAGGUACCGUACCGUGUUCUCGACGCCCCGGAAUUGGCCGAUGACUUCUACCUCAAUUUGGUGGACUGGAGCUCCCAAAAUAUUUUGGCUGUUGGGCUAGGUUCAUGCGUAUAUCUAUGGGAUGGUGUAACCGGCUCCGUAGAUAGACUUUGCGACUUGGGCGACAACAAUAAAAUCACUAGCUUGUCGUGGAUUGGCGCAGGUACUCAUUUGGCAAUAGGAACCAAUAUGGGGUCGGUAGAAGUUUGGGAUGCUACAAUGUGUCGAUGUACAAGAACUAUGACCGGCCACAUUUCCCGUGUUGGCUCACUAGCAUGGAACGAACAUAUUCUAAGUUCUGGAUCAAGGGACCGAUCAAUUUUGAAUAGAGACGUCCGGGUUCCCGAGCAUUAUAUUAAUAAGCUUGAAAAUUUCCAUCGUCAAGAGAUUUGCGGUCUUCGAUGGAACGUCGAAGAAAAUAAAUUGGCUAGUGGGGGUAAUGACAACAAACUACUCGUUUGGGAUGGAUUCAAUACCUCAAAGCCGUUGCACAGCUUCGAAGAACAUACUGCAGCCAUCAAGGCAAUUUCUUGGAAUCCUCACCAACGUGGUAUACUAGCAUCAGGCGGAGGUACGGCUGACAGACGAAUCAAAAUUUGGAACACUAUUACAGGUACCAAAUUAAAUGACAUCGACACUGGAUCUCAAGUGUGUAAUUUGAUUUGGUCCAAAAAUUCUCAUGAGUUGGUCAGCACCCACGGUUACUCAAAAAAUCAAAUUGUCAUCUGGAAAUACAAUCAAAGCAAUAAUGGCACAGCAUCCCCAAAUAUUCCUGUUACUCAUUCUGCAACAAACAAUUCGUACGAAUUGACACAAAUUGCUUCGUUGACUGGACAUACAUACAGGGUGUUGUAUUUGGCAAUGAGUCCAGAUGGUGAAAGUAUUGUGACUGGCGCUGGUGAUGAGACUCUCAGAUUUUGGAAAGUGUUUGAGAGAAAUAGGAAUGAUAACCAAAACAGUAUACUAUUGAAGUCAUUCAUGCAAUUGAGAUGA
Messenger RNA from Saccharomycopsis crataegensis, 1926 nucleotides. It is a transcript of the gene CDH1, whose product is annotated as Cdh1p. Lineage: Eukaryota; Fungi; Ascomycota; Saccharomycetes; Ascoideales; Saccharomycopsidaceae. Bases 1 to 1926 code for a protein of 641 amino acids. The record is from RefSeq and is a predicted model, not a curated record. Gene Ontology annotation, cellular component: anaphase-promoting complex. Gene Ontology annotation, molecular function: protein binding; ubiquitin ligase activator activity; anaphase-promoting complex binding. The transcript has a single exon. Gene Ontology annotation, biological process: anaphase-promoting complex-dependent catabolic process; positive regulation of ubiquitin protein ligase activity; positive regulation of anaphase-promoting complex-dependent catabolic process.